This is a messenger RNA of Cutaneotrichosporon cavernicola, 2007 nucleotides long. RefSeq lists its product as uncharacterized. Bases 1 to 2007 code for a protein of 668 amino acids. Gene Ontology annotation, cellular component: cytoplasmic dynein complex. The transcript is spliced from 4 exons. Gene Ontology annotation, biological process: transport along microtubule. The record is from RefSeq and is a predicted model, not a curated record. Gene Ontology annotation, molecular function: dynein heavy chain binding; dynein light chain binding. Lineage: Eukaryota; Fungi; Basidiomycota; Tremellomycetes; Trichosporonales; Trichosporonaceae.
AUGUCAAUGUCCGAACACCGCAGGAAAGAGAUUGAGGCCAAACGCGCAAAGCUACAGGAACUUCGGCGUGCGCGCGAGGAACGUUCCAAGCUCCUAGCGACAGCAAGCACCCCAGGCAGCGGAACAGAGUCGCCCGCACCCCCCGCUUCGAGGAAGGACGUCAACUCGUUCGUUGACAAUGUCAUCGCUGCACGCCCCGGUUCGCCCUAUUCGCGCCCGUCGACGGCAGGUCCGAGUGCAGCGCCAGUACGCACUGCGUCGCCCGUGAGCGCGCCGGGCACACCGGGGAGAACGAGCCGGCUCAGCGAGGUGCGCGUACCGAGCAUGAGUGGGAUGAGCGGGUUUGACGAACCACCACCCGAGGUGACCGUCGAGUUCAUCAACACGUAUGCCGAGAUCUACGAUAUGCCCUCCAAGGCAAUCAAGCCCGAGACGUACUCCAAGUCUGUGCAGACCAUGGUGUCUACCAAUGUGCAGACGGAGGAGUUUGACAAUGUCCCCGAUGGGGCCGGACACGAGACGGAGAACGAGACGUUUAGCCGUAUGGUUGCGCAGCUUGAUGAGGAGCGGCGACAGCUUGAGCGCGAAGUCAAGGAACUCAAGGCCAAGACGGACAGUCUGCAACUGCAAGUUCUUCCCGAUGACCAGAGACAGGCCAUUUUGACCGCACCGGAAUUCAGCGCCUUCCUCGAGGGAAGUAGCCGGAUCGUUCAGCGCGCUUUGAGUGACGGAUACGACUAUAUCAAGGAUUACACUAUUGGGCUGGAUAGCGGGUACGAUGAUGGGGAGGGACAGCGCGUCAAGCUCGUGUGUGCAUUUGCGGAUGAGCGGUGGACCACUGGGCGGAGUGUGACGGACCUCGACUGGUCGCCAAAGUACCCCGAGCUCGUCGCGGCCUCGUACAACAAGUCCCGGUCCGCACCAAACGACCCGCAGGGUAUCGUGGCUGUGUGGAACCUGCACCUCCUUGAGCGACCCGAGUUUGUCUUCCAUGCGCCCUCGGAUGUGCUGUCUGUCUGCCUCUCGCCAUUUCAUCCACAGCUCGUGUUCGGCGGCAGUCAUUCCGGACAAGUGCUACUCUGGGACACACGUGCCAAGCACCUACCAGUAAACAAGACGCCGUUAAGCUCGUCGGGACACACGUCGCCGAUAUACGCAAUGAAGAUGGUCGGCACGCAGAACGCAAACUCUCUCAUCACGACGAGUACGGACGGACUCGUCUGCUCAUGGCAGGCCGACAUGCUAAGCCAACCGCAGGAGGCUCUCCUCCUGACGGUGCCGAGUGGCGGGCCGGCGAGCACGACCAAGACGGACGAGGUGUCGAUCGCUAGCCUCGACUUUGCGGAUAACGAGACGGCAAGCUUCUGGGUCGGCACCGAGGAAGGCUCAGUCUACCAGGCGAACAGGUACGACCGGGCGUCCGCCAAGGCCGGCCUCAACGCUGAUGACGUGUACCGCGGCCACGCCGGCCCCGUUACGGGGAUCCACUUCCACCCCUCUGCUGGGCCGUUUGAUUUCUCCGACCUCUUCCUCACUUCUUCCGUCGACUGGACCGUCAAGCUGUGGCGUGCGCGCGGUAAAACUCACGCACCGGCACAAGCCGGCGUGCCGCCGCUGCACAGCUUUGAUGAAGCGGACGACUACGUUUUCGACGUCAAGUGGCAUCCCUCGCAUCCUGCUCUGUUCGGUACCGCCGAUGGCACGGGCAAGUUUGACCUCUGGAACCUCAAUGCCGAUAUGGAGGUGCCCCUUGUCUCGACGCAGGUAUGCAAGCACGCGCUCAACAAGAUUGCGUGGGACCGCGGCACGGGCCGCAAGGCGGCACUCGGUGGCAGCGACGGCAAGGUGUACGUGUAUGACGUGGCAGAGAAGGUGGUGACGCCGCGCGAGAGCGAGUGGGUCGAGUUCCAGAAGAAUGUCGGCGCGCUCGCAGCCGCGCGCGAUGGAGGAGGCCUGGCAGCACUGGGCGGCCUCAGCGAGCGCUACACCGAACGGUACUACCGAUAA